Molecule: messenger RNA, 3757 nt
Organism: Carlito syrichta (Philippine tarsier)
Lineage: Eukaryota; Metazoa; Chordata; Mammalia; Primates; Tarsiidae
Gene: TUBGCP3
Product: tubulin gamma complex associated protein 3
Exons: 22
Coding region: 1-2793 (930 amino acids)
Biological process (GO): spindle assembly; mitotic cell cycle; microtubule nucleation
Cellular component (GO): centrosome; spindle pole; gamma-tubulin small complex
Molecular function (GO): microtubule minus-end binding; gamma-tubulin binding
Source: RefSeq, a predicted model, not a curated record
AUGUCUCUGCGGCUGGUCUGUGACUGGACACCAUUCUGCCCCCUCAGUCAAGAUCUUGGGGGGUUGGAGGGUGGACGUGUGCCCCGCUCGUGCUGUGGGGAGACUCCCUGCCUGCUAACCCCUGGCACGCUUUGUCCAUCUGCAGCCGACGUGGCCCAGCAGUUCCAGUAUGCCGUGCGGGUGAUCGGCAGCAACUUCGCUCCAACUGUGGAGAGAGACGAAUUCCUGGUGGCUGAGAAGAUUAAGAAGGAACUCAUUCGACAAAGAAGAGAAGCAGAUGCUGCGUUAUUUUCGGAGCUGCACAGGAAGCUUCAUUCACAGGGAGUAUUGAAGAAUAAAUGGUCCAUACUCUACCUUCUGCUGAGCCUCAGUGAGGACCCCCGCAAACAGCCGAGCAAGGUGUCCAGCUAUGCAGCAUUGUUUGCUCAGGCAUUGCAGAGAGAUGCCCACUCGACUCCCUACUACUAUGCGCGGCCACAGACCCUCCCGCUGAGCUACCAGGACCGGGGUGCUCAGUCUGCCCAGAGCUCCGGCAGCGUGGGCAGCAGCGGCGUCAGCAGCAUCAGCUUGUGUGCCCUCAGCGGCCCUGCACCAGCGCCACAGUCCCUCCUCCCAGGACAGUCCCAUCAGGCUCCAGGCGUGGGAGACUGCCUCCGACAGCAGCUGGGCUCCCGGCUUGCAUGGACUCUAACUGCAAAUCCGCCUUCUUCACAAGCCACUACCUCAAAAGGUGUCCCCGGUGUGGUGUCUCGCAACAUGGCAAGGACCAGGAGAGAUGGGGAAGCGGGUGGCACCACAGAAGUUACCGAGGCAGCUCUGGUGAGGGACAUUCUGUACGUCUUCCAGGGUAUAGAUGGCAAAAACAUCAAAAUGAACAACACGGAGAAUUGCUACAAAGUCGAAGAGAAGGCAAAUCUCAGUAAGUCUUUGAGAGACACGGCAGUCCGACUUGCUGAGCUGGGGUGGCUGCACAAUAAAAUCAGGAAAUACACCGACCAGAGAAGUGUGGACCGUUCCUUUGGACUUGUGGGCCAGAGCUUUUGUGCCGCCUUGCACCAGGAGCUCCAAGAAUACUACCGCCUACUCUCCGUUUUGCAUUCCCAGCUGCAGCUGGAGGACGACCAGGGUGUGAACGUGGGACUGGAGAGCAGCCUCACGCUGCGGCGCCUCCUGGUGUGGACCUACGACCCCAGGAUGAGGCUGAAGACGCUCGCGGCCCUGGUGGAUCACUGUCAAGGGAGGAAGGGAGGUGAGCUGGCGUCGGCCGUCCACGCCUACACAAAGACCGGAGACCCGUGCAUGCGGUCCCUGGUGCAGCACAUCCUCAGCCUGGUGUCCCAUCCUGUCCUGAGCUUCCUGUACCGCUGGAUCUAUGAUGGGGAGCUGGAGGACACGUACCACGAGUUUUUCGUGGCCUCAGACCCAACUGUUAAGACUGACCGGCUGUGGCAUGACAAGUACACUCUGAGGAAGUCGAUGAUUCCCUCGUUCAUUACGAUGGAUCAGUCCAGGAAGGUUCUCUUGAUAGGAAAAUCAAUAAAUUUCUUACACCAGGUUUGUCACGAUCAGACUCCCACUACAAAGAUGAUAGGCGUGACCAAGUCUGCGGAGUCCCCCCAGGAUGCUGCGGACUUGUUCACAGACCUAGAGAAUGCGUUUCAGGGGAAGAUCGACGCUGCUUAUUUUGAGACCAGCAAAUACCUGUUGGAUGUGCUCAAUAAAAAAUACAGCCUGCUGGACCACAUGCAGGCCAUGAGGCGGUACCUGCUUCUCGGGCAAGGAGACUUCAUCAGACACUUGAUGGAUUUGCUCAAACCGGAACUUGUCCGUCCAGCCACAACUUUGUAUCAGCACAACCUGACCGGGAUCCUGGAGACCGCCGUCAGGGCCACCAACGCGCAGUUCGACAGUCCCGAGAUCCUGCGGAGGCUGGACGUGCGGCUGCUGGAGGUCUCCCCAGGUGACACGGGGUGGGACGUCUUCAGCCUGGAUUAUCAUGUUGAUGGACCGAUCGCCACUGUGUUCACUCGGGAGUGCAUGGGCCACUACCUGCGGGUGUUCAACUUCCUGUGGAGGGCCAAGCGGAUGGAGUACAUCCUCACGGACAUCCGCAAGGGACACAUGUGCAACGCCAAGCUCCUGCGGGCCAUGCCAGAGUUCGCUGGGGUGCUGCACCAGUGCCAUGUCCUGGCCUCUGAGAUGGUGCACUUCGUCCAUCAGAUGCAGUACUACAUCACAUUCGAGGUGCUCGAGUGCUCCUGGGACGAGCUGUGGAGCAAGGUGCGGCAGGCCCGGGAUCUGGACCACAUCAUCGCGGCCCACGAGGUCUUCCUGGACACCAUCAUCUCCCGCUGCCUACUGGGCGGCGACUCCAGGGCACUGUUAAACCAACUGAGAGCUGUGUUUGACCAGAUCAUUGAGCUUCAGAACACCCAGGACACCAUCUACAGAGCGGCCUUGGAGGAGCUGCAGAGACGGCUACAGUUUGAAGAGAAGAAGAAGCAGCAUGAGGUUGAGGGCCAGUGGGGCGUGACGGCUGCGGAGGAAGAGGAGGAGGAGAAGAGGAUCCGAGAGUUUCGGGAGUCGAUCCCCAAAAUGUGCUCCCAGCUGCGGAUAUUGACGCAUUUCUACCAGGGCAUCGUGCAGCAGUUCCUGGUGUUGCUGACGACCAGCUCCGACGAGAGCCUUCGGUUUCUCAGCUUCAGGCUGGACUUCAACGAACAUUACAAAGCCCGGGAGCCACGGCUCCGCGUGUCCCUGGGCACCCGAGGGCGGCGCAGCUCCCACACCUGAGGCUGCGGGUCUGCAGGGGCCGCCCGCCGCGUCACCGGACGUGGACAUUCAUCCGUGCUCGAGGCUCCUGGCGGGCCGCAGUGUCCACCACUCCCGCCCACGAGGGCUUCCGUGUCAGCGGCGUGGCCUGUGGGAGAGUCCUCGUCGUGUUUCCGUGCCGCGCAGUCCAGUGUGUUGCAACCCACCCAGUUGAGCGGGCCGGCUGCCCUGUUCACACUGACCUCUCAAGUCUUUGUAGUUUAAGAAGCCGUCACUACUGAGGCUUCUUAAUCUUAAGCUCUCCGUGUUAUAAUUUAUAUUGGUCACUUUAAAAAAAAUCAGUUUGUUUUAGAGAAAAUUAGGGUAAUGGUAUAUUCAUCAGUAAGGAUGGGUAAUGUCAUUGCUAUUUUUUUAACAUCCUCUUUAGAGGCAAUUUUUGUUAACAUAAUACAUAAUUAAAUGGAAACACAAUGUCCAUGCGAAGAAAAUAUAGAGAGCAUUUUAUUUUGUUGUUAGUGUUGUGGAAUAUUAACUCAGAGCCUUUGUAUCUUAUGCAUUCGUUGCCUUUACCCAUAUUUAUUCCUAUUUUCUCUUCUUUCAAAGUUUACAUUUUUAUAUUUAAUUUCCUAUUUCAGAUAACUUUCAAAAUAGCAUAGAAAAAGCAUAGGAGUGACAGAGAACAAAAAUGUCCAUCUGCAGUGAGCCCACGUGUCCCGGCCGUCAGUGAUGCAGGGUGGGUGUGACGUGACAGCCAGGGGGCCGACGGGUAGUUAUGUCCAAGUCUGAGGAGCACUGGAGAGAAACUGACCUGGAGGAUGAUUCCUCUUCCUUGCCUAUUUUUUCAUUGUAAAUAUUUAUAUUCUAUUGACCAGAUGCUUGGGGGGACUGUUUUUUUGUAAAAAUGUCAUUAUCAGGUCACAUAAAUCUGCCUUUAUUAUGUCAUAUAAGUGAAAACUCAGAAAAUUAAAAGCAAUUAUCUUUCAGA